Messenger RNA from Purpureocillium lilacinum, 609 nucleotides. RefSeq lists its product as uncharacterized. The record is from RefSeq and is a predicted model, not a curated record. Lineage: Eukaryota; Fungi; Ascomycota; Sordariomycetes; Hypocreales; Ophiocordycipitaceae.
AUGUAUGGGUUGCACCGCAGUUUUGUCGAGAGCGUGACAAUUGUGACCAUCAACGAUAUAACCGCGGAUUGUCGGGCCAUCUUGUUUCUGGCACGGUUCAAGAACUUAAAGAGGGUCAUCUACUACCAAAACAUGUCGGACCGAUUCACGAGAAUAACGACUUCCUUCAAUUGGGAAUGGUUUGCGACCAAAGCGUGUGUCCAGGAACUCUACUUCGAAGACGACGGUGAAAUGACAGUGCGCUGCUUCUCGAAACCACGAGUGUGGCCAUCCGUUAAAGACAUCGGGAUUGCGGUCAGUAAAGAGGCACGCCAAUUGGUACAACUUGCGAGCACACGCGGCUGGGAAGUCGUUCCUAUUGCGACAUUUCACGGUGACAAGGCCGUCGGAGAAAUUCAUCGGCUGCUACUGGAGCAAUAUUCUGUGCGGGCUGCGCAGAAGGAAGGAAAGAACGACGUUGAAGGGGAAGAAGAGGAUGAGUCCGAAGAGGAUGAGUCCGAAGAAGAAGAGGAAGAGGGCAAAUCCGAGGAUGAAGAAGAUGAGGAGGAUGGCUCCGAGGAGGAAGCAGGUUGGGAGACGUGCAGUUCCUUUGACCCUAACGAGGGCUAA